Messenger RNA from Amaranthus tricolor (Joseph's coat), 2654 nucleotides. Its product is annotated as TORTIFOLIA1-like protein 4. Gene Ontology annotation, molecular function: microtubule binding. The transcript has 5 exons. Gene Ontology annotation, cellular component: microtubule. Lineage: Eukaryota; Viridiplantae; Streptophyta; Magnoliopsida; Caryophyllales; Amaranthaceae. The record is from RefSeq and is a predicted model, not a curated record. The coding region runs from base 241 to 2319 and encodes 692 amino acids.
AACCCCUUCGGCCCUUCCACGACGAGGGAACGUGAGAAAACGAGACCUCCUCUCUCUCUCUCUCUCCCACACACACACACUCCCAUUCUAAAACGUUUAUAAGCAAACUCUGCAAUUUCCCAUAUCCUUCUCCCUUACCAGUUACGUCCCUACAAUACCGGGAAUCAUUUUAUCUUCUCUUCUAUCUUCUCUCUUUAUUCUCAAUCAAAUGCUACAAAACUAAACAACUUUAUUUCAAAAAUGUCAUCUUUCCAAAAACCAACAACAACCCAUGAACUCAGACAAAGAUUAUUUACCAACAUUGAUAAACUUUCUGAUAGAUCAACAUUUCCUCAAGCUUCAUCUGAACUUAAUUAUUUAGCAAAGACUCUUCCUUUUGAUUUUCUUCCUACAUUUCUAUCAUGUAUUCUUUCUAUUGAUUCUUCAUCAAAAUCCCCUGUUAAAGUUCAUUGUAUUAGUCUUAUUUCACUUCUCUCAAAUACCCAUAAAUCUUUGUUGUCUUCUCAUGUUCCAAAGAUCAUUUCUUUUUUCUUUAAACGGUUAAGAGAUUCAGAUUCCUCUGCUAGAAACGCUUGUAUUUCUGCUGUUUCAUCACUCAGUGAGUUAAAUUUUGUUUCUUUACUUGAUCCUUUUCUUGGGUCCAUCUCAGUUGAACAAGAUUUAAAUGCCCAGAUGGGGUGUUGCUUGUGUUUGAAGGCAGCCAUUGAUGGGGGAGUUUUAGAGGAGAAAGAAGAAGGGGAUUUGAGGAAAAGAGUUCUUCCUAAAGUUUUGAAAUUGUUGAAAAAUGAUGGUUUUAAAGCAAAAGGAGCUUUAUUGGGAGUGAUUGAGAGUGUGAUUGGUGUAAAUGAUGGGAUUGUAAUCAAUGGUAAAGUUGGAGGAAAUUUGGUGGGAAAUUUGGUUGGUAUUGUUGUUGAGUUGUUGAGUUCUGAUGAUUGGAUGGCUAGAAAAUCUGCUGCUGAAGUUUUGCUUAAAUUGGUUGUUGUUUUGGAUGAAGAGUCUGCUACUGAAGUUAAAAACUUUGUUGUUAAUUCUUUGGAGUCCAGGAGAUUUGAUAAGGUUAAAAUUACUCGUGAGAUAAUGAACCAGGCAUUGGAAGCUUGGAAGGAGAUACCUGGUGGUGUAGACCAACAAAAUGUUUUAUCUAGAUCUAAUUCAUCUAUUUCAAAAGAUAGUGGUACAGGUGGGGCUUCAACUCCCAUCCCAAGGAGAUUAUCUUAUGUUGGUGCUGAAACUCCCAAACCAAAGAAAAAAAUGGCAAAAAGUAGGUCAUCUUUGUCUGAUGGUCCAGUUGCCACAUUCUCCCCUUCUAUGUCUUUAAGCACACAAGAUAGUAUUGGCUUCGAAACGCCGCAAAGGAAGAAAACAUUGUCCAAGAGCAGAUCCUCCUUGUCCGAUGAUUCAACUAUUACUGAUUCUUCCUCGGUUUCAAGAAGCUCCCAUGAUCUAGGCUUUGAUAUUUCUUUAUCUAGAAAACCAAUGUUGAAGGGAAGGUCUUCUUUGCCGGAUGAUUUGCCCGUAAAGAAGAAGAGUCCCUCAAAGACCAAUGAUAAGAAAUCGAGUGUGGAGUCUGACAAAUCAUUGGAUUGGAAAGUUGAAAUAGCAGUUCCUCCGUCCCUGACUGAGAAGGUUGCAUUACAAGAUGAUGCAAGUAGCUUCGUAAAAAAGACUUGCGGAGAAAGGGUGUCAAAAGUUAGUGCGUUCAAAACUGGGUCUCGUGUUGUUCCUUUUGUUGAAGAAGAUGAGCCUCAAGGGUUUGGCUUUGAAGGAGGAGGGAAUGAAGAAGUCGGUGAAAGCAAUGCAGACUCGGAGGAUCUGACUUUGAUCAAAAAGCAGCUUCUUCAGAUAGAGAAACAGCAAUCUUACUUGUUAGAUCUCAUUCAGAGAUUUAUGGGCAAUUCUAAAAGUGGGAUAGACUCUUUGGAGACCCGAGUUACUGGGCUUGAGAGAGUACUCGGUGAGAUUUCUCAUGAUUUGGCCAUACAAAGCGGAAAAAUCUCAAACAAUGACUUGGCAGGAAGUACAUGCUGUCCCAGUACGGAAUUCCUGAGCCCCAAGUUCUGGAGAAGAACUGAAGGAAGGUCCACUAUUUCAAAAUCAUCUCACUUAGGAAGCAUGCUUAACAAAGACUCCAGUUUUGAAACUCCGCCAACAGAUGGUUAUAAGCAUUAUGACCACCAAAACGAAGGCACAUACCGGGAUUCAUGGGGAAGUGCAAAAAGCAUAAGUCAAAAUGUUCAAAGAGGAAGAAAUUGUAGCCCUAGAAGCUUUGAUUCUGCUUCAAAUGCUACUUGUAUUACUUCAGUGGGUCGAGGAACAUAGGCUGCAGCAUCGACAAUUAACGAAGUAACAGCAGUGUUAAAGAUGCUCAAGCAAUCAAGCUCUACUGGAUAGUCUCGAAUGAUUAUGAAAUCCUACUACAGAUUGCAGAAGCUUUGUAUAUUGAACCUGCCAAAGGGAUGUAUCAUCAUUCCUCUUUGUAUUUUCAUGGACGACUUAUUUUGGUGUUUGCCUUGGCAUUAACAGCUGGUGUCGAAUUGAUGUACGAUCAGCAACAUUCAAAGUACUAACUUUAAUUAUUUUGAUAUUUAUUUGCUGUAUGAUGCUUUGUACAUGGAGAUGGAAAAUAUAAAUAAAAUUAUAUGUUGCCUCACUCA